This is a messenger RNA of Vanderwaltozyma polyspora DSM 70294, 2127 nucleotides long. It is a transcript of the gene HSC82, whose product is annotated as Hsp90 family chaperone HSC82. Gene Ontology annotation, cellular component: perinuclear region of cytoplasm; protein-containing complex; plasma membrane. Bases 1 to 2127 code for a protein of 708 amino acids. The record is from RefSeq and is a predicted model, not a curated record. Gene Ontology annotation, molecular function: ATP binding; ATP hydrolysis activity; ATP-dependent protein folding chaperone. Gene Ontology annotation, biological process: protein stabilization; cellular response to heat; protein folding. NCBI's taxonomy places the organism in Eukaryota, Fungi, Ascomycota, Saccharomycetes, Saccharomycetales, Saccharomycetaceae. The transcript has a single exon.
AUGUCUGGCGAAACUUUUGAAUUUCAAGCUGAAAUCACUCAGUUGAUGAGUUUGAUCAUUAACACCGUUUACUCAAACAAAGAAAUCUUCUUGAGAGAAUUGAUUUCUAACGCUUCUGAUGCCAUCGACAAGAUCAGAUACCAAUCUUUGUCCGAUCCAAAGCUAUUGGAAACUGAACCUGAAUUAUUCAUUAGAAUCACUCCAAGACCAGAAGAAAAAGUUUUGGAAAUUAGAGAUUCUGGUAUUGGUAUGACCAAAGCCGAAUUAAUUAACAACUUGGGUACUAUUGCCAAGUCCGGUACAAAGGCCUUCAUGGAAGCUUUAUCUGCUGGUGCAGACGUCUCCAUGAUUGGUCAAUUCGGUGUCGGUUUCUACUCUUUAUUCUUGGUCGCUGAUAGAGUCCAAGUUAUCUCCAAGAACAACGAUGAUGAACAAUACAUUUGGGAAUCCAAUGCCGGUGGUUCUUUCACUGUCACUUUGGAUGAAGUUAACGAAAGAAUCGGUAGAGGUACCAUCUUGAGAUUGUUCUUGAAAGAAGAUCAAUUGGAAUACUUGGAAGAAAAAAGAAUUAAAGAAGUCAUCAAGAGACAUUCUGAAUUCGUCGCUUACCCAAUUCAAUUGUUAGUCACCAAGGAAAUCGAAAAGGAAGUCCCAAUCGCUGAAGAAGACGAAAAGAAGGAAGAAGAAGAAGAAAAAUCUGAAGAAGACGACAAAAAGCCAAAAUUAGAAGAAGUUAAAGAAGAUGAAGAAGAAGAAGAAAAACCAAAGACUAAGAAAGUUAAGGAAGAAGUCCAAGAAUUAGAAGAAUUAAACAAAACUAAGCCACUAUGGACUAGAAACCCAUCUGAAAUCACUCAAGAUGAAUACAACGCUUUCUACAAGUCUAUCUCCAACGACUGGGAAGACCCAUUAUACGUCAAGCACUUCUCCGUCGAAGGUCAAUUGGAAUUCAAGGCUAUCUUAUUCAUUCCAAAGAGAGCUCCAAUGGAUCUAUUCGAAAGUAAGAAGAAGAAGACUAACAUCAAGUUAUACGUUCGUCGUGUUUUCAUCACUGAUGAAGCUGAAGAUUUAAUCCCAGAAUGGUUAUCCUUCGUUAGAGGUGUUGUCGACUCUGAAGAUUUGCCAUUGAACUUGUCCAGAGAAAUGUUACAACAAAACAAGAUCAUGAAGGUCAUCAGAAAGAACAUCAUCAAGAAGAUCAUCGAAUCUUUCAACGAAAUUGCUGAAGAUUCUGAACAAUUCGAAAAGUUCUACUCUGCCUUCGCCAAGAACAUCAAGUUGGGUAUUCACGAAGACACUCAAAACAGAGUCGCUUUAUCCAAGUUGUUGCGUUACAACUCUACCAAGUCUACUGAUGAAUUGACCUCUUUGACCGAUUACGUCACUAGAAUGCCAGAACACCAAAAGAACAUUUACUUCAUCACUGGUGAAACUUUGAAGGCUGUUGAAAAAUCUCCAUUCUUGGAAGCUUUGAAGGCUAAGAACUUCGAAGUCUUAUACUUGAUUGACCCAAUUGAUGAAUACGCUUUCACUCAAUUAAAGGAAUUCGAUGGUAAGACUUUGGUUGACAUUACCAAGGAUUUCGAAUUAGAAGAAACCGAAGAAGAAAAGGCUGAAAGAGAAAAGGAAGAAAAAGAAUUCGAAGAAUUGACCAAGGCUUUGAAGGAAGUUUUGGGUGAACAAGUCGAAAAGGUCGUUGUUUCUCACAAGUUGUUGGAUGCUCCAGCUGCUAUCAGAACUGGUCAAUUCGGUUGGUCCGCUAACAUGGAAAGAAUCAUGAAGGCUCAAGCUUUGAGAGACACCUCCAUGUCUUCUUACAUGUCCUCCAAGAAGAUCUUUGAAAUCUCUCCAAGAUCUCCAAUCAUCAAGGAAUUGAAAAAGAGAGUCGAAGAAGGUGGUGCUCAAGACAAGACCGUCAAGGACUUGACCAACUUGUUAUUCGAAACUGCAUUGUUGACCUCUGGUUUCUCCUUGGAAGAACCAUCCUCCUUCGCCUCCAGAAUUAACAGAUUGAUCUCUCUAGGUUUGAACAUCGACGAAGAAGAAGAAGAAGCCGCUCCAGAAGCUGCUCCAGAAGCUGCUGUCGAAGAAGUCGCUGCUGACACCGAAAUGGAAGAAGUUGAUUAA